Stereum hirsutum FP-91666 SS1 is the source of this 1513-nucleotide messenger RNA. Its product is annotated as S-adenosyl-L-methionine-dependent methyltransferase. NCBI's taxonomy places the organism in Eukaryota, Fungi, Basidiomycota, Agaricomycetes, Russulales, Stereaceae. The transcript is spliced from 6 exons. Gene Ontology annotation, molecular function: O-methyltransferase activity. The coding region runs from base 72 to 1448 and encodes 458 amino acids. The record is from RefSeq and is a predicted model, not a curated record.
CAUGCUCGCAGCUCGGAUAUCGCGUGUUCUUUGCCAAAGGCUUUUUACUUCACAAAUCAGACUCCUCUACGAUGCUCUCUAUCCAGGAUAAAGUGCAACAACUACGCUCUCUCGUCCGCUUGCUUUCAGACGCAUCUGAGGAAGUCAUCCAAUCAUGGCUCAUCGACGAUGCGCUAUCCAAUUCUUUUGAGGACGACACAAAAUCUGGUUCCAUUCCAUCUCAUCGUCUCUUCGAAGCUCGGCGUACGUUGCUAGGCGCAGCUGGGAUGAUAAUUGAUAUCGUUCAAGAUCCUCAGGCUCGCCUCAUGGAGCUCGCUGCCCAGUUCUACGAGGCUCGUGCGUUGCACAUCGCCGUUCAGGCUGGAAUUCCAGAUAUCUUGGCCGAGGACAAUGAGGAGGACGGUGGUGAGAAGGGUGUUUCGUUGGAAGCACUAGCACUGGCGGGUAGGACAGGUAUAAACGCGCAAAAACUAGGAAGCGUUCUUCGCUGCCUUUGUACGGCUCACGUAUUCUCUGAAGUCUCUCCCGAUACCUUCGCGAACACCCCGACGAGCAAGUGUCUAGUCAAUAAUGAACCUCUCCAGGCAUGGAUAAGCCACACUAUGGGUGUACUAUCCUAUGAAACCUCUCGAAAACUGCCCGAAGUCGUCCUAGACCCCACCCGGACUCAUUCCCAGGCUCCUCUCGAAACUGCGUUCCAGCUCGCCUUCGAUACUCCACUGUCGAUAUGGCCGCCGUUGUAUGCAGAUUACCCUUGGGCCGAACUCGGAGAUGCAACGAUCGUCGACGUCGGAGGUGGCGUAGGGGGCAUGAGCCUCGAUCUCGCACGCAUGUACCCCCGACUCAGGUUUCUCAUCCAAGACCAGCCGGACGUCGUGACAGAAGCUCGAUUAGUAUGGCAAAAGGAGUACUCCGAAGCACUCAACGCAGGCCGCGUGCAGCUCAUGGUACACGAUUUCUUCACGGAACAACCGUUCCCAGGUGCCGAAGUCUACAUUCUACGAUACAUUCUACACGACCAGAACGACAAAAACUGCCUCAAAAUCCUCCGCGCACUCCGUCCCGCCCUGCUCAUCCAACCCGAAACCUCCCGCAUCCUCAUCUGUGACCAAAUCUUGCACACGACCUUUGGCUCUACGACAUUCCCCGCUUUGAACGCCCCUGCGCCUCUCCCUGCGAACUACGGUGAUGCGUCAAGGUUCGCGCAUAUGUGGGACUUGAGCAUAAUGGGAACAUUUACCGGGAAAGAGAGGACGGUGGAUGAGUUGAGUGUACUAGCGAAGAAGGCGGGGUUGAGGGUUGAGAAGGUUUGGGUUUGUAGGGGGUUGGUUUGGAUUACGGAGUUGAGAUUGGGGGAGGAGGUGGAUGAGGAGCUCGAGGAGGAUUUGGAGGAGGCACAGAGAGAUGUUGAGAGCGAUACGGAAGUGGAAGAGGGAUCAGAGGAAUGAUAUGGGAUUCACAUAACGGCGGCGUUGAGCAUGUAUAUCUUGGCCGAAUAUGUGAUACACAAUAG